AUGUUUUUAUAUCUUGUAGACCCAUGUGUAAAUCACUGUGGAGUCCAAGCUGUCUGCUUAGUGGAGAGUCACAAGGCUGUCUGCCGCUGUCGUCCUGGUUACACAGGUGACCCCUAUCUGGGUGGUUGUGAGAGCAUACAAUUUUGUGAAUUAGCACCUUGUCAUUCAUCAGCUAAGUGUGUUCAUGUGCCUGGAAGUUACAAGUGCCAUUGUCCCACAGGAUACCUUGGUGAUCCUUAUACAAAUGGUUGCCAUCAUCCAAAUUCUUGUCCAAAUGGAGACUCUGAUUGCCCAACAGAUUCUGCUUGUAUGGAUGACCCAAAUGAAGGAUUCUUAUGCAAAAACCCUUGUGAACAAGCAAGCUGUGGGUCCAAUUCAAAUUGUCAAGUCAUUGAUCAUCAAGCAACAUGCUCUUGUCUAGAUAAUUUCCGUGGAAACCCUACACCUAAUGAUGGUUGUGUAAGAGUUUCUCAGCACUGUUUGCUAGUAGAAGAUUGUGGCUCUGACAACCAAGCCUGUGUAAGUGGACAGUGUAGACUGUUUUGCACUCGUGACAGUGAGUGUGCUGUUGGAGAAAAAUGUAUUAAAAAUCGCUGCACAAUUCCUUGUUUUUCUCACAAUAACUGUCCAUCUGGUGAGGCAUGCAUCACAAAUGGCUUCUGCCAACUUGGAUGCAGAGAAAAUGCAGAAUGUGGUCCAAAAAUGGCCUGUAUCCAAAAUAAAUGUGAAGAUCCUUGCAAAAUUGUAGGAGUUUGUGGAUCACAUGCUCAUUGUGAUGUGAAAAAUCAUGAGCCAUCAUGCUCUUGUCCUCCAGGCUUUGAAGGAAACCCAUCACCAGUAUUGGGCUGCAAGCGUGUGAUUACUGUCUGCUCACCUGUAGACUCCUGCCCACCACCUUUCAUCUGUGUAAUGGAACGGUGUCGUCCACCAUGUGAUAAAUGUGUUGAAGGAGAAAAAUGUAUUGAUAAUAUCUGUUUGGUUUCCUGUACAAGUGACAGUAACUGUCCAACAGGAGAGAUCUGUAUUAACCAGCACUGUCAAGUUGGAUGUCGAAACACUGCUGAUUGCCAUUUGAGUCAAAUAUGUGAUUCUUAUAGUUGUAUUUGUAAGACAGGGUUUCAACGUAAUGCAAGUGGAUGCUCAGAUAUUGAUGAAUGUAGCUCUAACCCGUGUCAUCCAACUGCUACAUGUGAGAAUUCUCCUGGUACCUUCUAUUGCGGAUGCCGCACAGGACAAAUUGGGGAUGGGUUUAAAGGAUGUUAUAGGCCCGGAGAGUGUCCAAAUGGUGACAGUGAUUGUCCAUUUAAUAGUGCAUGUGGUCAAGAUGAGAAUGGAAUUCCAAAAUGUGUUGAUCCAUGUAGUGAAUCACCAUGUGGUCCUAAUGCUGGAUGUGUUGUUUAUAACCAUAAACCUGAAUGUUUCUGUCCAAAAACUGGCCUUUUCACUGGUGAUCCUUAUGAUAAGCAGAAAGGAUGUAUUAAAGUUGACUGUCUUCAUGAUGCAGACUGUGCUACUGAUCAACACUGUUUGCAAUUCAGAUGUGAAAGUCCCUGUACUACUGUUGACUGUGGACCAGAAGGAACUUGUGUGGUCAGAAAUCGUCAAGCAGUGUGUCGAUGCCAACCUGGUUUUGAGAAUAAUAACCACUUGUCAUGUAUUGAUAUAGAUGAAUGCAAGCUACAUCCAUGUCAUUCUAGUGCCAUAUGUGAGAAUGUGCAAGGAAGCUAUACAUGUAGUUGUCCACUUGGUCUUGUAGGUGAUCCAAGAAUCUCUCCAGGAUGUCAUGAUCCCAACAUUUGCUACAAUGGGAACAGUGACUGUUUAGACACGGCUGCUUGUAUGUUGGUUGAUGGAGUACCUUAUUGUAAAGAUCCUUGUGAUGAUCCUACAUCUUGUGGUGUUAAUGCCACAUGUAAAGCAGUCAAUCAUGAAGCUGUUUGCUCUUGUCCUUUUGGAUUUACAGGAAAUCCAGAGAUUCAGUGUAAAAAAGUGGAAUGCAUCAAGAACCAAGAGUGCCAUAACAAUGAAGUUUGUUUAAAAAACCGGUGUGUUGAUGCCUGUCUUGGUCAGAUAAUUUGUGGCAAAAACACCAACUGUGUAUCACAGGAUCAUAGCAGCAUCUGUAGGUGUCAAGAUGGAUAUUAUGGAGAUCCUGUAGCUGGAUGCAGAAAAAUUAUAACGUGUGUCAAGGAUCAAGACUGUCCUAGUGGAGAAUUCUGCUAUAAUGGAAAAAUAUGCAGAGUGGCCUGUAAUUCCAACCGAGACUGUGGACUUAAUGAACUUUGUCAUGAAGAAAAAUGUAUCACUGUUUGUCAAGGUAACAGUGAUUGUCCAGAAGGCCAAGCUUGUGUAGAUGAAAAAUGUAUUAAUGUUGACAGAUGCAGUUCUGACACUGAUUGUGAGGGUAUAGAAACUUGUCGAUCAAACAGCAAAGGAUAUAAUGAUUGUCAAAAUUCUUGUGCAACAGUACUUUGUGGUCAAAAUGCUAUUUGUGUGGCUGAGGAACACACUGGUGUAUGCCAGUGUCCACCCAACUUUGUUGGUAAUCCAUUGGAUGACUAUAUAGGUUGUCAAAAAGCUGAAUGUAUUGCUCAUAAACACUGCCAGCAAGAUAAAGUUUGCCACAACAGCAAAUGUGUUGAUCCCUGCACCCUUCACUCACUAUGUGGAGAAAAUGCUUACUGUAUUGCUGAGGACCAUGCAGCAGUCUGUCGCUGUCGAAGUGGUUACGAAGGUGAUCCUUUGUCUGGCUGCCAGUUGAUUGACCACUGCGUCAAACGUCCAUGCCAUCCAACAGCUAACUGUAGGAACCGUUUUGGUGGCUAUGAAUGUCAGUGCCCAGAAGACAAGAAUAUAGGAAAUCCAUACAACCAUCCAGGGUGUCGAGGGCCUAAUGAAUGCCCUAGUGGAAACACUGAUUGUCCACCAACAGCUACUUGUGUCACCAAUGGCUUGAGUACACCAAUAUGUAAAAAUCCUUGUCAGUUGUCUGAUGUUUGUGGUCGUAAUGCUAUCUGCAAAGUUGAGUACCAUCAGCCUGUUUGUCAAUGUCCUGAGCAAUUUAGUGGUAACCCUAAUGAUCCCAUCCGUGGCUGCGUGAGAGUGCUGGUUGCUUGUGAAAGUGACAAGGAAUGUUCUGCUGGUUUUGUAUGCAGUAAUCAACGUUGUAGAUUUCCCUGUGAAUCUGUUCAAGACUGUGCAGAUGGAGAGUUCUGCAUUGAAGACCAUUGUGUUCAAGAAUGUCAGAAUGACAAUGAAUGCUUCAGAAGAGAGAUCUGUAUAGCCCAAAAAUGCCUAGUUGGUUGUCGUACUGAUGCAGAAUGUACAUCAAAAGAGUCUUGUAUGCAAAAUAAAUGCAGAGACUCUUGUGAAAGCCCCACUGUCUGUGGUACAAAUGCCAUUUGCAGUGUUGAAAACCACAACCCUCAUUGCAAGUGCCCACCAGGAUUUAUUGGUGACCCUGAAGUAGAAUGUCAUAGAGUUUUACCAAACUGUACAACUGGUGCUGAUUGUCCUCUGAAUCAUUUCUGCAUUAGAGGACAGUGUCUUGUGGAAUGUAAUACAGAUGGUGAUUGUGCUGUGGGAGAAAAAUGCUUUAAUAACCACUGUGUGGGACUCUGUCACAAUGACAGCGAGUGUCAACAGAAUGAAAUAUGUGUGAGCAAUCGCUGUGAAGUUGGCUGUCGAGCUGGUAACCAGUGUCCUGAUCAUAUGGCUUGUGUUAGCAACCAGUGUAGAGAUCCCUGUGAAGGAAGUGCUACAUGUGGACCUAAUGCAGUAUGUAAAGUUGUAAAUCAUCGAUCUGUGUGUAGUUGUCCUACCUCCUUUGUCGGACGACCUAAUGCUAAUGUUGGUUGUAUCAGAGUGUCUACCACCUGCAGUGAUAACUCUGAAUGCCCAUUUGGAUAUUAUUGUUUCAAUGAAUUUUGUAGAGUGGCUUGUAGUUCAGACAAAGAUUGUGUAGUUAAUGAGAAGUGUUCCAAUGGUCGAUGUUUCAUCCAGUGCUUACAAGAUCGAGACUGUCCAUCAGUGGAGAUUUGUAAACAGAACUUAUGCCAAGUUGGUUGUAGAAGUGACAAUGACUGUCUGUUUAAUGAGGCCUGUAUCAACAGUCAGUGUCUUGACCCCUGUGGUAGUCCUACUGUAUGUGGAACCAAUGCUCUCUGUCAAGUUACCAAUCAUCUGACUGAAUGUUUCUGUCCUCCUGAGCUUACAGGAGAUGCUAAGAUAGAAUGUAACAGAGUGCCUACAAAAUGUACCAAUGAUAAUGAAUGUGGCCCCGAGAAAUAUUGCGAUGCAUCUAUGUGUGCAGUUGCUUGCAGUAUUGAUACUGAAUGUUUAGACAAUGAAAAAUGUAUAGACCGUCGCUGCAGUGUUAUUUGUACAAGUGAUGAAAGUUGUCCAGGUGGAUAUAUCUGUGAAACAGGACAAUGUAUCCCUGGUUGUAGAAAUGACUUUGAGUGUCCCCUCAUGGAUGCCUGCAUCAGUCUACAGUGUAUCAAUCCAUGUGACAGUCCAACAGCAUGUGGUACUAAUGCUCAAUGUCAGCCAGUAGACCACCAACCAUUCUGUACUUGCCUUCCUAAUUACACUGGUGAUCCCAGAGUUGAAUGUAACAAGGUGGAUUGCAUCAUUGAUUCAAACUGUGGUGCAACAGAAAUAUGUCAGAAUUAUAAGUGUAUUGAGGGCUGUAGAUCUGAUAAUAGUUGUCCACCUGAUAUGACAUGCAUCAGAAGGAAGUGUGAGGAUCCUUGUCAAUUCAGUGCAGCUUGUGGAGCUCAUGCAAUAUGUAAAACAGAAGCCCAUACGUUGUUAUGCAGCUGUCCUGUUGGUUUUUCUGGAAAUCCUCUUUUAGAGUGUUUCAGAGUUGGUGUGUGUACUGUUUCUGCUGAUUGUAAAGAAGGACAAGUUUGUGAAGACAACAAAUGCCUUCCUCAAGUGGAAUGCCGAAAUAAUAGUGAAUGUCAGCUUGGCGAGAUAUGUCUACAGAACAAGUGCUUUGAGGGAUGUCAUACUGAUGACAACUGCCCCUUUGACCAGAGUUGCAUCUCAGGUCAGUGCCAAAAUCCAUGUUUAGUUAGAGGGGCCUGUGGAUUGAAGGCUGUUUGUUCUACUGUACAACAUGAGAGAAGCUGUACAUGUCCACCAGGAUUCACUGGUAACCCUAAGACUCAGUGUCAAGAAUUCAUAGGAACCUGCAAUUCAGAGGAUGAUUGUUUAGCAGGAACUAUCUGUCAGAAUGGGCAAUGUGUUGUAUCAAAAGGAUGUUCUUCAGACAAUGACUGUGCUCGAGGUCAGAUAUGUGAUAAUACUACGUGUGUCUAUGGAUGUAGAAGCCAUAGUGACUGUGAGUUUGACAUGGCUUGUGUGGGUCGUCAAUGUCAAAAUCCUUGUAGUGAGGAUGCCUGUGGCACGGAUGCUAAAUGUCUUGCAAUAAACCAUCAGGCAAAUUGCCGAUGCCCUGAAGGUUAUACCGGAAGUGCUAAAACUCACUGCUACCCAUUGGUGGAAGACUGCUAUGCUGACAAUGAUUGUGAACUAGGAAAACUUUGUAUCAGCAAUAAGUGUAUUGUUGGUUGUCAUGCAAAUUCUCAUUGUCCAUAUGAUAAGGCCUGCAUAGAGGGACGAUGUCAAAACCCUUGCCAAGGUAGAACAGCCUGUGGUAUUGGUGCUGCCUGUCGUGCUAUCAACCAUAAGACAGAAUGUACUUGUCCAUCAAACCACACAGGAGAUCCUAAAGUUCGUUGUACUCCAUUUAGACCAUAUCAGUGUGAGAAGGAGAGUGACUGUAACUCUGGUUUUGUCUGUGAAAAUAAUUUGUGCAUCAGUGUGGUUCAAGAAUGUAGUUUAGACACAGCCUGUGCCCCUGGUAAAAUAUGUGAAGAUAACAAAUGUGUUGUUGGAUGUCGUAGAGACUCUGACUGUACCUUUGACAAAGCAUGCAUCAACAGCCAGUGUCUCGAUCCAUGCAGUGUACCAAAUGUGUGCAGCAGAAAUACAAACUGUCGUCCUGUUGUACACCGUCCUUUGUGUACAUGUAAACCAGGUUUCACUGGACAACCUUAUGUCUCUUGUCAACAAGUUCCAGUGAGCCGUGUUCAGUGUGAUAUAGACAAAGACUGUGACAGUGGCAAGAUAUGUGAAGAUCAUCAGUGUAUUGUGGGUUGUCGUAAAGAUAGUAAUUGUCCUACAAACAAAGCUUGUAUCAACACAAAGUGUGAAAACCCUUGUGAUUUCCCUGAUGCAUGUGGUCUACAUGCCACCUGUGUUCCCAGUAGUCACAAACCAGUUUGUACAUGUCAAGUUGGCUACACUGGAGAUGCUAAUGUGAUUUGUCAUCUAGCUCCCAUUGACCUAUGUGCAAGUGAUAGAGAGUGCUCUGUUGGGAAUAUUUGUGAGGAAGGAAACUGCAUUGAUGCUUGCCGCACUGAUGGCUCAUGUCCUUAUGAUAAGUCAUGCAUUAAAAAUAGGUGUCAGGAUCCCUGUAGUUUCUAUAGUGCUUGUGGCACUCAGGCUUUCUGCCAUGCUGCCAAUCACAAAGCAGUUUGUUCAUGUCUACCAUCCUUUAUUGGAGAUCCAAAAGUUUCAUGUACUAAAGGUGAAACAGACAUUUCUUUCUGUGAAUUGGAUACAGACUGUGUUUUUGGCUCCAUAUGUAUUGAUGAAAGUUGUGUAGAGGGUUGUCGUAAUGACGAUCACUGCUCCCCAGACAUGGCCUGUAUUGGUCAACACUGUGAGAACCCAUGCUCACCACCUAAUUCUUGUGGCAUUAAUGCACAAUGUGGCACUGAUUUUCACAGGCCAGUUUGUACCUGCAAGCCAGGAUUUGUUGGAGACCCUAAUGAGAAGUGCACGUUUGUGGACACGAAUAAUUGCACCACAGAUACUGAUUGUCCCAUACAGCACAUCUGUGAAGACUCGAGAUGUGGAAUUGGUUGCCGUAGUUAUGAAAACUGUGCACUUGAAGAAGCUUGUCUCAAUGGCAUCUGCCAAAACCCAUGUAGUGUCUUCGGUGCAUGUGGACGCAAUGCUAUAUGUCAACCUAUCAACCACCGGCCAGAAUGUUUUUGCCCUCCAAAUUUCCAUGGAAACCCAAACAUUAUUUGUAAUGGAGGAUAUGUAGAUUGUAAUCAAGACCAAGACUGUGAACUGGGCAAAAUCUGUGACAACAAGCAAUGUAUAAGUGGUUGCAGAGAUGACAACAACUGUCCAUACAACAAAGUUUGUAGCAGUGGCCAAUGUUUAAAUCCUUGCUUGCUUCCUAAUAUUUGUGGACAAAAUGCUGAGUGCCAACCAAUCAAUCAUGAAGUAGCAUGUAGCUGCCCAAAGAAUAUGAUAGGCAGUCCUGUUAUCAAAUGUUCUCCAAUCAUUGAUUCAUACUGCCAUAAUGAUACUCAGUGCCCUAUUGGAAAUAUUUGUGACAAUGGUAAAUGUAUUGUAGGCUGUAGAAGUGAUAUACACUGUGCCUUUGAGGAAAGCUGCUUUAAUAAUCAUUGUCAGAAUCCGUGCACUAUUUUUGGUGCUUGUGGUGAAAAUGCUGUAUGCAAUCCAUUCAACCAUGAUCGAAUAUGUUCUUGUCCAUCUCAAUUUACAGGAAACCCAAAGAUUCAAUGUGUGCGGAUCCCAGCUGUUGUUCGCUGUAGCAAAGACACUGAUUGCCUUGCCAGUCAAAUAUGUGAUGGAAGCAGAUGUACAGAUGGAUGUUACAGUGAUAACAACUGCCCACAAAACCAAGCAUGUAUUCGUGGUAAUUGUGCCAACCCAUGUGGCCAGAGUGGAGUUUGUGGAAAGAAAGCCCUUUGUCUUCCUUUUGAGCACAUUCCCUAUUGUCAGUGCCCAAGUGGCUUCACUGGAGAUCCAAAAGUUUUAUGUAAUGAAGUAGUUGCUGGCGAUCAGUGUAAAGAAGAUGAAAACUGUGCUAUUGGUUCAGUCUGUGUUCAGUCUCAAUGUGUUGUGGGAUGCCGUACAAAUAACAACUGUCCCUUUAAUGAGGCUUGCAUAAACACUAUCUGUCAGAAUCCCUGUUUGGUUGGUGGUGUUUGUGGUGUGAAUACUUUGUGUCAAGCUCUGAAUCAUGAAGCUGUGUGCUCAUGUUUACCAGGUUAUACAGGAUCUCCAUCAUCUGAAUGCUCUGUAGCUCAGCCUGUUUGUGAAAUGGACAGUGAUUGUGGAAUUGGCUAUGUUUGUGUACAUCAAAACUGUAAAGACAUUAACGAAUGCCUUCAAGGCCAUGGUCCUUGUGCCACAGGAGCAGUUUGCACCAAUUUACCAGGCAACUACAAGUGUUCUUGCCUAUCUGACCUAACUGGAGAUCCCUAUUCUGAUGGAUGCCAUCCUGUUGUCACUAAAUGCCAUCGAGACACAGACUGUAAGUCAAAUGAAGCUUGUAAUAGGGAAACAGAAGCUUGCUAUGAUUUAUGCUCAGAGUCAGACAUCUGUGGAAAAAGGGCAAAGUGUAAGGCCAUCAAUCAUCAAGUAGAGUGUCAUUGUGGUAUUGGUCUUACAGGAAACCCUAACUUGGAGUGCAGCGAAAUACAAACCUGUGUCCGUCAUGAAGAAUGUCUUGGCAACCUUCACUGCAUGGGAAAGCGAUGUAACUGUCCUCGUCCUUUUAAACAAGAAGGAUUUUUCUGUGUUUUAUCAAGCCGUAAUUGUUCAACUACAAACCCCUGUCCAGAAAACCAAGAAUGUAUUUAUACAGGUGUUCAAAAUAGUCUAUGUGUUUGUCCACGAGGUUUUGUGAUGAUGCCAAAUGGGAUUUGUAGAGAUCUAAAUGAAUGUGACCAAGUCCCAUUCCCAUGUGGACAAGGAGCCCAGUGUUUCAACAGUGAAGGUAGCUACAUAUGUAAAUGUCCAUGGGGAACAGUUGGUGAACCAAACUUUGGAGGAUGUAAGACUCUAGAAGGUGAUUGUCUAGUGGAUGAUGACUGUCCUUCCAAUCAGGCUUGUGAUGUCACCAUCAGCAAGUGUCAUGAUCCUUGUCUGGUGGAAAGUGUGUGUGGUUUGAAUGCCCAUUGUGAAGUAAACAAUCAUAGUCCUUACUGCUUAUGUCCACCAGGAUAUACUGGAAAUCCAAACUCCAAUUGUCACAGAAUCCAUGGUUGCCAGACAACAGAACAUUGCCCAGGAAAUUUAAUUUGUUUACCAAAUAAGCUUUGUGGCUGCACUGGAGAGCUCAGUAGGAUAUUUGACUUCUGCAUUUUGACUGACAGGAAUUGUACCACCACCAGCCCCUGUCUGGACAACCAAGAAUGUGUAUACACUGAAACCAGUACAGGGUUUUGUAUAUGCCCACGAGGAUUUUCACUUCACUCAGAUGGCUCCUGUUUAGAUAUCAAUGAAUGUGUGGAACAGCCACAGCGACCUUGCAGCAUUGGCGAGUACUGCAGAAACACACUAGGGGGUUAUGAAUGUCGCUGUCCUGAUGGUUUCCGAGGUGAUCCUUAUGAUGGUCAAUGUCUCAGGUUGAAUGAUGGAAGUGGAUGCCAGUUUGACAGUGACUGUCUGCAUAGUGAAGUUUGUGAUACAUCCAGUAACACUUGUUACAAUCCAUGUGGACAAGAUCAAAUGUGUGGACAGAAUGCUAUCUGUAAAAUAGAGAAUCAUAAACCUGUCUGUUACUGCCCUCCUGAAUACAGUGGAAAUCCAUUGACAUUUUGUUUUAAGGUCAUUCAGUGUGGAGUGGAUUACAACUGCCCAGGUAAUCAAGUAUGUCUUGACACCAAGACCUGUGGUUGUCCAUCCCAGUUCCAAAGGAGGGGAGACUAUUGCUUAUUGACAAGAAGAAACUGUACCACAUCCAACCCUUGCCUUUCAAAUGAGGAAUGUGUCUAUGUGGGAUCUCAUCGAGGCUUCUGUGUGUGUCCUCGAGGUUUCAAAAUUAUGCCAAAUGGAAGUUGUCAAGAUAUCAAUGAAUGUGAACGGUCAGUUUCUGUAUGUGGAAAGAAUGGAAUCUGCACUAACUUACCUGGCAGCUACCACUGUACUUGCCCAGUAGAUACCAUUGGAGAUCCCUAUUUGAGAGGCUGUACAAAUAUCAUUAAGAAAUGUAAGGUCAAUGAUGAUUGUGCAUCAGAUAAAGAAUGUGACAGAAACAGUGGAGAAUGUAUCACUCCAUGUUACAUAUGUGGCCCAAGAUCGACAUGCACAGUCACUAGACAUGAAGCUAUUUGUGUUUGUCCAUCUAAUUUGAUAGGGGAUGCAUAUGACAAGAAUUAUGGCUGCUUUAAUGAUGUUUUUGGGCGAACCCCAGCUCCUACCAGUGAUAUGUCAGUGAUGUGUCUUGCUGAUGGGAUUCAAGUCUCAGUUCAUCUUGAUGGCUUCAAUGGUGUUCUGUACGUCAAAGGACAUAGUGAAAACCCUCAGUGUCGACGCUUCGUCACCAACAGUGACUGGCAAGCGGUUGAUUUCAAAGUGUUGUUUAAUACUUGUGGUCUCAUUCAUGUAGAUGGUGAAGCGUCCUUUAUCCUUGUUAUCCAGAAACAUCCUAAACUGGUUACUUAUCGUGCACGAGCAUACCAUGUCAAAUGUGUAUAUAACACUGGAGAGAAAACAAUAUCUUUAGGAUUCAAUGUCAGCAUGAUCACCACAUCUGGAACUAUUGCAAAUACUGGACCACCUCCAUCAUGUAAAAUGGCCAUAGUUCAGGCUAAUGGCAAGGAGAUCACAUCAGCUGAGGUUGGAGAUGACUUGCUGCUACGUGUUGAUGUCCAGCCAGACUAUAUUUAUGGUGGCUUUGCUAGAAGCUGUGUAGCUAAAACAACAGAUGACAAUGAGGAAAUAGAGUACCAAGUUACUGAUGACAAUGGAUGUGCAACAGAUCCAACUGUAUUUGGAAACUGGAUAAUUGAUCCAGAUACAAAAUUACUGGAAGCCCGCUUCAGUGCCUUUAAAUUUCCAACAAGUAACAACAUACGCUUCCAGUGUAAUAUACGUGUCUGUUUUGGAUCUUGCCCUCCGGUUAACUGUAAUGGUGUAUCUACUUAUGAAAGUAGACAUAAAAGACAGGCUCUGAAUGAGAAGUUUAUUCUGGGAGAGAAUUUUCAAGAAGGAACUCUGAGAGAGGAGAUUCAAGUACAAUCUAAUGCCAUUCUUACAUUGGAUCCCAAGAGUGAAAAAGUUUUUGAAUCUUUGGAUGAGCCAACAAUUUCCAAGAUCCAAAAUGUUUGCAUCCCAAGAUUAGGCUUUAUAAUAUCUUUGGUUGUCACUGGUCUAGUAGCUCUAGUAGCUGUAGCCAUAUCUAUUUCUUGUUGGCUAAUGGCUUAUAGAAAAACUUCAAAGCCCCCUAAUGGACCUUUACCUCAUCCAUUAGACUUUCCUAACCCAUUACACACAUCUUCAGAACCAAUAGUGGCUGAACCCACUCCAGAUUACUUCCCUACGCCCUGUCAUGGUUUUUAAAGGUAAACAAUUUUUAAAAAAUUGUGAAAGCUUGUCAGAAAACUGGACUUUUUGUAAUGGAUAUAUAAGACCAGAAAGUAGUAGUAAUAUCUGUCAUUUUGCAUGGCUCUGUAAAACAUAUAACUGUUUCACUUUUCCUGUUCAUUCCUUAGUGUUCUGAGAUAGAUGAUAUUAUCAGCUUGAAUAAUAUAAGGAAACCUUUUUAACUUAUUCAGUCAGUUACCAUAUAUAUUUCAAAGUCCUGGACUUGGUGCUAAAUCCUAAAAGUCUAGGAGUUGGGCUGACUCCUGUGUGUGUGUGUGUAUGUAUGUGUGUCACAUUGUGGGUUAUUGUUUACAAUAAAUGGGGCUCUGGAUACAGGUGGAGGUUAGGUAAGUGGUUGGAUUACUAAUAGCCAAUAGCUUUCUUUUCUCAAUGUUUCCCAGUAAUGCAUAUAGAGGUGUAGCUAUGCCCCAUGUUGUGCCAAAGUUAACGAGUCUUACUGUGUACCCUUACCAACUGGGCACAUAUUAUCUUGGGUCUAAAGAAAACAAAGCUAUUGGUAGUUAUGUCAAAUACUCUUGUCUUGUUUGAGAUAAACAUAAUUGUUUCUUGUAUUAUGACAAGAAAACUCUGCUUAUUAAGAAGAUAAAAAUGAUGAAAUUUGCUUUUUUUAAGGGUGCUGUUCAAAUGCAAUUUAACUCAGUGGCCCAGUUGUUAUUGUGCAACAAUUUGGGAGAUUCAUCAAAGAUAUGUUUGGUUAGAGUAGUAUUGUGGUUUCUCAUAAUUUUUUUGUUCUGUUUUUUUUUUUUUGUAGGGAGAAGGGCACUGUAUUGAUUUAGGAUCAUAAUUGCAUAUUCAACUUAUCACUGGAGUGAAAUUACAUUUGAUGGCAAAUAUUUUGUGGCAAUACUUAAUAUUUUGUAUUUGGUAAUUAAAAUCUACCAUUCUUUGUAUUGUUUAAGUUUAUUUACUGUUUGCUUCUGUUAUUUAUAGUCAACAUGGUAGACUGGCUUCUGCCACAAAAUUGAAUUUGAUAUUGGAUAUAGGCAUAAAAAAGAAAUAUUUCAUCAUUUCUAGUGUGAUAAACAUUGCAUUUAUUACAAUUUUCCUAGUUUAGUAUAAGUAUUAUUACCAGUUUCCUAGUUUAAUAUAAGUAUUAUUAGGUCUUAUGUCUGAGUAUUUUUUUUUAAAUGUCCAAGAGAAAGUUCACUAUUGUGAGUAAAAUAUUUUAUACUUUCUAAUAGUUUUCUUUAAUCUUUGAAGUCUCAGAACAUUUUGGAGAAUUAAGAAAAACAAUCUGAGAGCACACAAUCCUCAGUAAAUAUAAUAAUUUAGUUUCUUCAUUCUUUACAGCUUUUUGAGCAGGCUGUGUAUAAACACUGUUAAGCAUUAUAAAAUAAAAUUGUAUGAAAAGUAUUACAUUGUUUGUUAAAAUUAGGGCAUUAACUUAAAAUCUGAAAUGCUUGGAAUGAAAUUGAGCUUUCUCUUAACUACUUCCAGAAAUAAUUUUAUAUAAAUACAAGAAAGAUUCAUUUUAGACUGGUCUAAAAUUAUGUUAUUGCUUUAAGUAUAUUUUGGCAUGUGUUACAAAAAAGAAAUAGUAAUUGAUCAAUAGUAUUACAGGAAGAAAUACAUCCAUUUUUUAAACUUUUGUAUUAAUUUUUUAUCAGUAUUAUACAUUGUAUAUCAGCUGGCUUUUGUUCUAAGUGA
Limulus polyphemus (Atlantic horseshoe crab) is the source of this 13092-nucleotide messenger RNA. Its product is annotated as fibrillin-1-like. Bases 1 to 11400 code for a protein of 3799 amino acids. NCBI's taxonomy places the organism in Eukaryota, Metazoa, Arthropoda, Merostomata, Xiphosura, Limulidae. The record is from RefSeq and is a predicted model, not a curated record. The transcript is spliced from 91 exons. Gene Ontology annotation, molecular function: calcium ion binding.